Molecule: messenger RNA, 762 nt
Organism: Hippocampus zosterae (dwarf seahorse)
Lineage: Eukaryota; Metazoa; Chordata; Actinopteri; Syngnathiformes; Syngnathidae
Gene: c13h6orf120
Product: chromosome 13 C6orf120 homolog
Exons: 2
Coding region: 183-716 (177 amino acids)
Source: RefSeq, a predicted model, not a curated record
GGCGCCAUUGCGUUUUUUUUUCGUGGCGGUGGCGAUGCGGUGAAGAAGAGCAACUUUGCCCAGCAGGUUGUUGUGCGCAAGAAGAAACAAAUGAGGAGCAACUGUCAGCCGCGUGCGGCCGAGGCGGCGUCCAGCACGUGACGUCCCUGCCGACCGACCGACAGCCGCUCGUGCCCGUCGCGAUGACGCCGCCUCGCUUCGCCGCCAUCGUUGUCCUGCUGCUGCUGCGCUGCCCGCCGUGCCGGCCGGAGGACGCCGAGUGGGUCCUGCUCCAUGUGGUGCGGGGCCAGGUGGGCGCCGGCAACUACAGCUACCUGCGGCUCAACCACGACGGGGCCGUGGUCCUGCAGAUGUUGAGCGUGACGGGCGAUGCCGACCUGUACGUGUCGGACGCCACGCUGAGGCCCAGUUUCGACGCCUACAAGCUGCAGUCGGCCACCUGCGGGCGCGACGCCGUGGUCGUGCCCGCCGAGUUCGCGCGGCCUGUGGGCGUCGCCGUCUACGGGCACCCGUCGCACCGCCGCAGCGACUUUGAGAUGAGGGUCUAUCGAGACCCCGUCGCUCCAUUAGACCCUUUUGCCGCGGGCGCCCCGGCCGAUGACGCCCGCAAAUCGGAGGCGGACGCCACCGACCGCCGAGACUUUGAUGACGAGGACUCCAUGUUCUGGACCAAUCUCAUCAGACUUAUAGAAAUCAUCGUAGAAAUUCUCUUUUGAAACCAGUCGCGUGGUCUGGUGCCACCCGAGUGGGCGCGUCGGAGAC